Uncinocarpus reesii 1704 is the source of this 1371-nucleotide messenger RNA. RefSeq lists its product as uncharacterized. The coding region runs from base 1 to 1371 and encodes 456 amino acids. Gene Ontology annotation, biological process: proteolysis. Gene Ontology annotation, cellular component: fungal-type vacuole. The transcript has a single exon. The record is from RefSeq and is a predicted model, not a curated record. NCBI's taxonomy places the organism in Eukaryota, Fungi, Ascomycota, Eurotiomycetes, Onygenales, Onygenaceae. Gene Ontology annotation, molecular function: metalloaminopeptidase activity; zinc ion binding.
AUGACGGAGAACCCAACCAUUUUCCACGCUGUCUCCACCUUCUCUCGACGCCUUGAUGACCACGGCUUCACCAAGCUCUCCGAGCGCGAUGUUUGGACCUCCACCCUCAAGCCCGGCGGGAAGUACUACUGUACCAGGAACGACAGCGCCUUGAUCGCGUUUAUCAUUGGCGAGGACUACAAGAGUGGGAACGGGGUCGGGGUGGUCGCGGGGCAUAUCGACGCGCUGUGCGCCAAACUCAAGCCUGUUUCCAAGUUGCCCACCAAGGCGGGAUUUGUCCAGCUGGGCGUGGCCCCGUAUGCGGGUGCACUGAGCUCGACGUGGUGGGAUCGUGACUUGGGGAUCGGUGGGCGUGUGCUGGUAAGGAAUCCGGAGUCUGGCGCUGUGGAGUCGAAGCUGGUGAAGCUGGGCUGGCCGAUUGCGCGGGUGCCGACUCUGGCGGUGCACUUUGGAGCUCCGUCACAGGGCCCGUUUAAUCCGGAGACGCAAGCGGUUCCUGUGAUCGGCUUGGAUAACUCCGAUAUACUGGGAGAGGAGGUAAACACUGUUGAUGAUGGCAAGAUCGAGAAUGGAACGUUCGCUGCUACGCAGCCGGAGCGGCUGGUUCGAGCGAUUGCGAAAGAGAUGGGGAUAACCGAUUAUAGCAGCAUCGUGAACUGGGAAUUGGAGCUCUUCGACAUCCAACCCGCGCAGGUCGGUGGGUUAGAUAAGGAAUUCAUCUUCGCGGGCCGGAUCGACGACAAGCUUUGCUGCUACAGCGCCUUCGAGGGCCUCUUGGCGUCAUCCGAGGAUCGCGGCACCGGAAUCGUUAAGAUGGUGGGCAUGUUUGACGACGAGGAGAUUGGCAGCUUGCUCAGACAGGGCGCUCGAUCAAACUACAUGAGCAGCGUCAUCGAGCGGAUUGUCGAGGCGUUUUCCUCCGACUAUGGACCAAAUGUUCUCUCCCAAACCGUCGCGAAUAGCUUCCUGGUUUCGUCCGAUGUCAUCCACGCCGUGAACCCGAACUUCCUGGGCCAGUACCUGGAGAACCACGCUCCCCGUCUUAACAUUGGUGUUUCAGUCUCUGCGGAUCCCAACGGGCAUAUGACCACGGACAGCAUCAGCACCGCGCUGCUCCAACGGGUCGCAGAGAAGUGCGGGUCCAGGCUUCAAGUCUUCCAGAUCAGAAACGACAGCCGCAGCGGUGGCACCAUUGGUCCCAUGACAAGCGCCCGCAUCGGGAUGAGGGCGAUUGACUGCGGGAUCCCGCAGCUGAGCAUGCAUAGUAUCAGGGCUACCACGGGUAGUUUGGACCCCGGACUUGGCGUGAAGCUCUUCAAGGGCUUCUUCGACCAUUUUGAGGAAGUCGACAAGGAGUUUGAACAGUUCUAG